Messenger RNA from Chara braunii, 3387 nucleotides. Lineage: Eukaryota; Viridiplantae; Streptophyta; Charophyceae; Charales; Characeae. The record is from the annotation of a GenBank genome assembly.
UAAGACACAGCCUGUGCUCUCCCACGCACUGAAGAGGUGGAUUGAAGUCAUAGGCAUGUAUGACUUCAAGCUCGACCCUCUAAAGGGAGAGUACAACAAAGUGGUUGAUGCACCAUCGCGUAGGGCAGACUAUCUUGGUGUGCUAGUGACCGAGUUUGGAAUUUCCGACGUUGUAAAUCGAUCUAUGGUGGAAGCCUAUGGAGAGGACACGGUCAUGCUCGAGAUCAUUCGCAAACUGGAAGCUAAAGACGAGGCUACUUCCGAUGAGUUUAUGCUGGUUGAUGGCUUGCUGUUCCUUGAGAAAGCUGGAAAUAAACGAUUGUGUGUUUUGUAUAAAGAGUCCUUAAGCAGUUUAUUUUUAGGUGAGUGUCAUGAUGCAACCACACAUUUUGGGUAUAAAAAGCCAGCAACAAAUUUAGUGCAAAAAUUUUGGUGGCCCACAAUGAUGGAUGAUGCGACAACAUAUGUUGAGACUUGCCAUGUUUGUCAACGUGACAAGCCAAGGAUGCAGGCACCGGUUGGGCUUAUCAAGCCCUUGCCUAUCCCUAUUGGACCUGGUUUGAGUGCAUACAUGGACUUCAUGGAUACUCUUGUGACCAGCAAGAGCGGUAAGAGACACAUCUUCCUCAUUGUGGACACGUUCAAUAAGUACGCUAGACCUAUCGCUAUGCCCGAGACAGCUAGGACUGACCACGUCAUCAAGUUAUUCAUGGACAACAAGGUAUGUGACUUCGGUCUCCCCAAGCCUAUUGUGAGCGACAAAGAUGUGAGAUUCACUAGCGAGCUCUGGCAAAAUACAGCCCAGCAAGGGGACACCCAAUUGCAAAUGACAUCAGGGAACCACCCUAAGUCAAAUGGGCCGGCUGAACAAAUGAAUCGUGUUGUGCAGCACUUGCUUCGGCAUUAUAUUAAGCCAAGUCAAGAUGACUGGGAUGAGAAGUUACCUCUCAUCGCCAGCCUAUACAAUGAUGUUGUGCACAACACUACUGUCGGUGUGCAAGAGUCGCGCAAGCUCGGGAGUCGUGGCGUAGUACUUGCAGGGAAGAAAUGGCGCUUACUUGCUCAAACCGUUGAUGAUCGUGAGAAUGUUGUCAUUCUCGAAGCAGUGGCGGGGGAGCAGGCCGGUGAUGUCCAUAGCAAUGGAGAGGCCGAGUUCCGCGGGAUAGGCAACGAGCAGUUUGAAGCAGAGUGGAAUGGGUCAUGGUGGGAUGUGGAUGUCCUAGAUCGGAUGGGUGAAAAAGUGCUCAUCCACUAUCAUGAGUACAGCGAUGCAUGCGACGAAUUUGUGGACAUAUCACGGCUUCGAAUGCGUUCAAGGAUGCUUGAGAGUAAUCACUGUCGACAAGUUAAACGUGGGAAGACUGUUCUUGUUUUCGCGGAACAUCCGGAGACACGCCACUCAUUGGCUGGGCCUGGAUGGUAUGAGGGUGUGGUGCAUCGGUUGGACCGUCGCCCGCAUGGGAAGGGAAACAGAUGCAAGUGUAAAUUUCAUGUAGGGCUUUGCCAUUUGGGAAGGAUCCAAGAGGAUUAUAACACAUGUUCUCCCCUGGCAAGGAAAGAAAAUGCCACUAUCGAGGGUGUUGUCAAUCAUAUGGCCUUCCUUCAAGCGCCGUGUGCAGCUAAAGUUGAAGCUUUGGUCUACAGUCGGCUUGAUGGUGAUUACAGUCGCAUACCUUCUUGCCCUCGUGGUCACCGCUCUUGGUCCCAUGAUAUCUGGUCUGCGAAAGAAAACCACCUCUGCUGCGAGCUGCGGCCAGGGGGAAGUUUGCUGUCAGCAGAUCCUUCUGAAGAGGGGGGAAAAAGUUCAAACGAAAUGUGGAAGAGAGAAUCUGCAAAUGGGAUUCAGAUGGACCGCUCUGCAAGCACAGUUCGUAUCCGAAAAGGUAGGUCAAGCACGAUCACCGAUACUGCAGCAUCUAGAAUGAAAAGCAUCAGUUCAUCGGUAGAGCACACUGUACGUAGAAGUGAGCGCAUUCAAGCUAUUCAAUUCUGGAAGGAGAUGGAGAAGGAGGUUGUCCACAAUCACAAUAAUGACUCAGAAGUGGGUAAAGAUAUUGAGAGGAUUGCCAAUGGAGCAGCAGUAGCAGGAGCACAUGCUGAGAUUAUGUCUCGGCUAAAAGAGCUCGAAAUAUCAGAAAAUCGGCACUUGACAGAUCAACCUUCAGAUGAGACCGAUGAUGCUGAGGAGGAAGGGGAGAUGGAAUGGGGAGGGAACGGAGAUGAUCUUUGGAAGGAUGACCUAGGUGAUGCCGAAGUUAACCAGGUUGCAGAGAACUUUGAAGAAGGUUCAGGUGCUGCUGCAGUUUUCUUAAAGGAGAACGGCAAUGAUGUUGAUGAUGAUGAAGGUCAUGACAGUGAUGGUGAUGAGGAGGAGGAAGGGGUGGAGUCAAUGGAGGAGGAGGAAGGGGUGGAGGCAAUGGAGGAGGAGGAGGUGGAGGCAAUGGUGGAGGAGGAGGAGAAAGACUGUGGUUUCAGUGUUCCGAGCGAGAAACAACACCAGGAAAUGGCGAAACAGCACCAGGAACUGGAGAACUUCCGACGGGCAGUGCGGAACGACAAGGAUCUGCACGAGGGUGCUACACGGGCACUUGAACAGGACUUGGAGCAAGCAUUACAAAGACCAGACACUGGGGAACCCAGCAAUGCAGCCCCAACCUGCUUGUUGGGGAAACAAGUUGACCAUGUACUCGCAAUGCUCGGCGACAUCAGCACCUUCGCCGCACCAGCCACCAUCAGCGAGCAGCUCGGCACCUUGCAGAUUGAACUCAGGCAGCUACACCAGCCGCCCGACAACGAUCGCAGCACCAGUGCAUCAAAGUUGCUGAUGUCAUCUGGCCGUCAUCCAGGGAUUAACGGUCAGAUUGAACAGAUGAACAAGAUCCUGCAACAAGUUCUGCACAUGUACAUUAGACCAGAUCAAGUCAAUUGGGACGAGAUGUUGCCCAAGGUAGUCAGUGCGUAUAACAACAGCGUGCACCUGUCCACUUGUCGCACUCCCAACAAGUUACACAAGUCCUUUAGACCGCGCAGACCGUUUGAGGGACUGAACCAAGACCAGAUUCACAGGCUACCGCCCGACACCAGGGAGUUCGCGAUACAGCACGAAAAAGAGCUAGCUACAGUCAUUGAAAAACUCAGGAAGGCCCAGCAUAGAAUGGUAGAGCAAGCCAACAAGCACCGUCGCCCAUCGCAGUUCCAAGUAGGCGACUUAGUCUGGGUCAAGUCCAAAGAGUUUGCUCCAGAGGAAAACAUUUCCCAGAAGUUACUGCCAGCGUACAGGGGACCAUGGCCAGUUCUAGAAGUCAAGGGCGGAUAGGAUGGGCCGUCCUACACAGUAGAGAUCCCAGCACACCUCCACACCUACCCCGUGUUUCAUGCAUCAAAGUU